This is a messenger RNA of Aureobasidium subglaciale EXF-2481, 885 nucleotides long. RefSeq lists its product as uncharacterized. The transcript has a single exon. NCBI's taxonomy places the organism in Eukaryota, Fungi, Ascomycota, Dothideomycetes, Dothideales, Saccotheciaceae. Bases 1 to 885 code for a protein of 294 amino acids. The record is from RefSeq and is a predicted model, not a curated record.
AUGGGCACAAAAUUCAUCCCUCUGGAGCACACCAGAAUCCCAGGCUUCCCCGACGCACCUCUCCAUCUAGACAGAGCGCCCCUCCAAAUCAUCGAUGACGAAAACUUCAGCGAGAAAACGGAUACCAGUAAUCUAGCCACCGCGACUGGUAUUGCAACUGUAUUGUUUCGCUGGUGUCCAGAAGCGCUGUACGCCUUCCUCGACACCGACGCCUGGUUCUCCUUCACCUGGACCCUCACAAUAACCGGCUCCCAAAAGAUUGAAAUCGGACGCGUGGAAAAUCAAAUCACCAUUGGCUCUCUCGACGAGUCGGGGGAUAAAUGGAAGUUGAUGUUGACAUUUUCCAUUGCAUCUGAAGGCGCAGAUCGAGGACGUUGGAUCCCUGAUACCAAGGAGAGUAUGCUAGGUGACACUGAUCUCACCGACGCCCUUCAAAUCGAGAAAUUGGGAAAGAGCUUUGUGAGAGAUUUGUGUUUGAAGCAGAGAUGGUUUACGGGCAAGAAUAUGAAACAUGAGCUUUUUGUCGAGUAUGCGCCUAUGGAUAUUUGGGGUGAUGGGAUCGCGAUGAAUCCGCAUUGGCUGUAUGCGCCGCUAGAUCUAUCUUGCUGCUCAACUUGCGACGACGAUUCGAAGCCGCUGCAGAGAUGUGGCAGGUGUGGUACUGCUGCGUACUGCAGUGGGUUGCAUCAAAAGCUGGACUGGCCAAUCCACAAGGCUAUUUGCAACUUGGGAUUAGAGGAGAGGGGACAAAUGUUGAAGAUUACGGCAGAUGGGGGACUGAUCGGGUGGGACUUGACGAAGACGGUGGGAGAUUAUGAGGGUGAGAUGUCGAAGAACCCCAACUUUGUUACGCCGCAGAAGAAGAGGGAGUUUUAUGCCGAGUAG